Epinephelus fuscoguttatus (brown-marbled grouper) is the source of this 906-nucleotide messenger RNA. Its product is annotated as endoplasmic reticulum resident protein 27. Gene Ontology annotation, cellular component: endoplasmic reticulum. The transcript is spliced from 7 exons. Lineage: Eukaryota; Metazoa; Chordata; Actinopteri; Perciformes; Serranidae. The record is from RefSeq and is a predicted model, not a curated record. Gene Ontology annotation, biological process: response to endoplasmic reticulum stress; protein folding. Bases 94 to 858 code for a protein of 254 amino acids.
GCGACACGGCUCUUCAUACAGAGUCCGACAGCUACAAAGUCUUCUUUUUCUUGGUUUGUUUUCUUUACCUGCCUCCCUCGAGUCCUUUGCAACAUGCUGAUCACUCUGUUUUGCUCCCUCCUGGUGUCUUCUGUUGUUGGUACAGAGAAAGAAACUGCCCUUCCCAGACUGACUGACACUAAAGCUGCUGAGGCCUUCAUCGACUCUGCUGAUGUGGUGGUCAUUGGAUUUCUGGAGGGAGAGGAGAGUCACGGCUAUAAGGAACUCAUUGCAGCUGCAAAGCGAGUUGACUCAGUCCCUGUAGCCAUCUGCACUGAGAAAGAGGUGUGGGCGGACUACGGCCUCUCCUCAGACACCAUCACCCUUUUCAGAAAGGCAGAUAACCACCAGGAGAACCUUGUUGUCGCAGAGGCCAAGAAGUUAGAAGCAGAUGGUCUUGUGAACUUCAUCACCAUCAACGAGGUCCGAUAUAUCACAGAAUACAACCAAGUGACAGCAGUGGGCUUGUUCAAUUCGGAGGUGAAGACCCACCUCCUGCUCUUUGCCAACAGGGGGAGUAAAGAAUAUACUGAGCUGAAAGAGAAACUGCGAGCUCUGGCCCCCGAGUUCACAGGCAAGUUCUUGUUUGUGCUGGUUAACGGAGCAGUGAAGUCCAACUUCCGAUCGCUGGGCUACUUUGGCCUCAAGUCUAAGGACCUCCCUCGAGUUGGUAUUUAUGAUGGUAACUCUGACAUGAAGUGGCUGCUGCCUGAGGGAGAGAUCUCUACUGAGCGAGUACAAGAGUUCUGCCAGUCCUUCCUACGGGGGGAACUGAAGGAGGUGAAACAGGCAGGAGCAGAGGCCAAAACAGAGCUGUAGGACUCAAAUGUAAAUGAAUGAAUAUGUAUUCAAUAAAAGACUAAACGG